AUGAGAUUCCGAAUACCGAAUUCAGGGAUGAUUUACCUAUGCAUAACGCAUGCAACAGAAACACAAAGUAUUUCUGCAUUUUCGUAUAUCUUCGUAUUGUACUUUUCUACGUGUCCUAUUACAUAUCACAACCCUUUGAAAACGGGUUCGUCGAAUUCGCGAGAGAACAAAUUUUACAUUUCUUUCUUCAGUGAUGCAUCUUUUUACAUACUACGUAUGCUGCCACCAGCGUAUAAUGAAAGCGUGACUACAUACUCGCUGAUUGUUAAUAACAUCCUUAGAAAUCCAGUAACAAUUAAUAAUGGUGCGAACUUUGGACCACCGGGGAAACGCGGUAGGAAAGGCGACAAAGGUAACAAAGGAGAUCAGGGUGUACCCGGGCUAGAUGCUCCAUGUCCAUUAGGGGCCGACGGACUUCCGCUAGCAGGAUGCGGUUGGAGACCACCCCAGAGAAGAAGGAAUAUUCUUCACGAUUGGCUAGAAGAGGAAGCGGAAAAGGAAGAAGGGCAGUGAUGCAAGCAUUUUAAAAGAAGAUAGUACAUAUUUUCAAGGACCUCUGUGUAUACUCCACCGUAAAAAUACAAUUUCAUCCAGUUCAACGCGAAGAGAACCGAGUUAUUUAAGAAAAAGAAAUAUAUAUAUUUUUUUACAUAUAUAUAUAUUUUUUUUUCUUU
This is a messenger RNA of Heterotrigona itama, 674 nucleotides long. NCBI's taxonomy places the organism in Eukaryota, Metazoa, Arthropoda, Insecta, Hymenoptera, Apidae. The record is from the annotation of a GenBank genome assembly.